AUGAUGGAUAUCACUUCAAACGAGCUUCUUAGUAUAAAAGGGACUUCUUCUGACGCUCGUACAGCAGUGUUUUAUGCUUCUGCUGAAAAUGUUCACUCCCCUGGUUUGAGCUGUGCUGUGAGUGUCGGUGAUAAGAGAAAGAGGAACGAAUAUGCUGUACACAACGGUAGAGAAGGGUCCAAUGAUAGUGGAGAUGCAGAGAGGAGAAACGAGUCGGUACAACCAAAGAUUUCCGAAUCUUCUGGUGUGAAGUUUAACAACUUUGAAAAGUUGUGGGAUGAAGUUAAGUUUACAGUUUGCCAGAUCUGGGCUCUCUAUGAUACCACAGAUGGGGUUCCUAGGCAGUAUGCUCUGGUCAGAAAAGUCUCAGCUCCUUCUUUCGGGAUAAGGAUCACAUAUCUAGAGCCUGAUCCUGAUGACGAGAAAGAGAUCCAAUGGUUUGAGCAAGACUUGCCUGUUUCUGCUGGUAAGUUUAGACUUGGGAAAAGUCUGAACACAGAAGAUCGUUCCAUGUUCUCACAUGUUAUGGAUUGGGAUCAAGGAAGCAGCACUGGUCAUCUCAUUGUUUCACCAAGAGAAGGCGAGACUUGGGCUAUAUUCAAGAACUGGGAUAUGAACUGGUCAUCAGAGCCAGAUGCCCACCGGAAUUAUGAGUAUGAUAUUGUUGAGAUUUUGUCUGGUAACACUGAUGGAGCUGGUGUAUCUGUUGCAAUCCUGCACAAAGCUAAAGGCUUUGCAAGCGUCUUCUUUCGGAUGGGAACUGGUGAUGCAGACACACUUCAGAUUCCGUCUCACAGUUUGUAUCGGUUCUCCCACAGGGUUCCUUCCAUCAGACUGACUGGAACUGAAGGAAAAGGUGUGCCUAAAGAUGCUUACGAGCUAGACCAAGCUGCACUACCUGGAACAGCCGAAGAGAAAACCGUGCCUCCUCAUCUAUUUGCAGAGCCUAAACAAGAAGCUCUCUGCUUUCCUUGUGAGGGAAGAGUUUUCCAAACGGGGCAGAUCUGUUCGUUUAGCGCAUAUUCCGAUAACAUCCCUUACUACUACAGAAUUGACAAGAUCACUCUUGUUCAGGCAUUUGAGGAGAAACCAGAAUUAAGAUUUAACGUAAGUCGGUUAAAGGCUAAGCCUUUUGCUGAGGGAGUCAUCCAGUGGAAGGACAAGCAUAUGCAUGUUGGUUGUGGAACUUUCUUGGUGACUAAAGAUAAAGGCCGUUCGGUGUUCACUCAAGAUGAUGUUAUAAAUCAGAUAGUGCCUCAAACCUCCGUGGACGGAGAUGAAUACACCAUUCUGCCCAAGAUUGGGGAAUUGUGGGUGACUUACAGAUCUUGGACUCCUUACUUGGAUGGAGAAGACUUGGAAGAGAACCGCGUGGACUUUGACAUUGUGGAAGUUCUUGAUGACGCCUUGGACUACUAUAAGGUUUUAGCGUUGAAGCACGCGGUUCUUUAUAAUGAAGAUGGAAAGGAAAAGGCGUUUUUUAGUGCAGCUGAGUGUAGGGCCUAUGAUUAUUGUAUCAGUGAGGAUGGGUCGGAAGUGAUAUUUACGAUUCCAAAGUCGAAAAUGCUCAGAUUCUCUCAUCAGAUUCAUGCUUCCCGAGUAACUAAGGAGGUAGAGGGAGAGAUGAAAGAGCUUUUCGAAGUUGAUCUUGGUGCAUUACCUUAUUUGAGCGAGUAA
Microthlaspi erraticum is the source of this 1677-nucleotide messenger RNA. The record is from the annotation of a GenBank genome assembly. NCBI's taxonomy places the organism in Eukaryota, Viridiplantae, Streptophyta, Magnoliopsida, Brassicales, Brassicaceae.